Panicum virgatum (switchgrass) is the source of this 2455-nucleotide messenger RNA. RefSeq names its product pentatricopeptide repeat-containing protein At1g09900-like. The record is from RefSeq and is a predicted model, not a curated record. The transcript has 2 exons. NCBI's taxonomy places the organism in Eukaryota, Viridiplantae, Streptophyta, Magnoliopsida, Poales, Poaceae. Gene Ontology annotation, molecular function: protein binding. Bases 192 to 1895 code for a protein of 567 amino acids.
CAAGCGGCGCGGCUCUUUGGUUUGUGCUUUGGCAGUGAAAGGUUAACUGGAUUCAGCUCCCCCCACGGCGCCGCCGCCGCCGCCGACACCUCCAUGCCCCGCCCGGCGGCCGCCGCAGCUCCCCUUCGGUGGCGACCAUCGCACGCGCAGCCGCUCUCUCCCCUGCCGCUCGGCUCCUCCUCCGCCAGCGCAUGGGUUCCUCCGCCGCCGCCCACCUCGUCAUGCCCUUCCCCUCCUCGUCUUCCUCCGACGACUCCGACGAUGUCGACGAAGCCAGGAUCCUCCCGCCCUCGCCCGCGCUGGAGCCGGAGGCAGCCUCCCCGCCCCCGCCCCCUCAGCCGCAGCAGCAGCAGCCGGCGCAACGGUGGCUGGACCUGGAGCGCGACUGCAACAUGGCAAUGAAGGCGCUGGCGCGCGCGGGGGACGUCGCGCAGGUCGCCGACCUCUUCGCCGAGCUCGCGCAAGCCGCCUCGGCCGCCGGCGCGGCGCCGGGCGUCCUCUGCUACAACACGCUCCUCAACGCGCUCGCGGAGGACGGCCGCGCGGCGGAGGCCCGCGAGGUGUUCGACGGAAUGCUCGCGGCCGGGGUGGCGCCCACCGCGUCGUCCUUCAACAUCCUCGUCAAGCUCUACGCGUGGCGGACCGCGGAGUUCCACCUCGCGUACGACGAGAUCCGCGGGAUGCGGGGCCACGGGGUGGUGCCUGACGUAGGCACCUACUCCACGCUCGUCACCGGGCUGUGCCGCGCGGGGAAGCUUGACGAGGCGUGGGGCGUGCUCGAUUGGAUGCUGCAGGAGGGGUGCCGCCCGAUGGUGCACACCUACACCCCCAUCUUGCAGGGUUAUUGUCGCGAUGGCCAUAUUGAGGAGGCUAGGAAGCUCAUAGACUUUAUGGAGGGUGCCGGUUGCCCACCCAAUUCUGUCACUUACAAUAUUCUGAUCAAGGCAUUAUGUGAUGAUGGCAGAUUCGAUGAAGUCGAGCAGGUUUUGGUUGAGAUUAAAACUAAGGGCCUCAAGCCCAGUUCAGUGACCUAUAAUACAUAUAUGGAUGCUCUCAGCAAGAAAGGCAUGGGUGAGAAAGCACUUCGGCUGGUUGAGGAUAUGCAAUGUGAAGGUUUGAAACUCACAGCUUUUACUUUGAGUAUUGUCAUAAACUGCUGUUGCUGGAACUCAAAGUUUUCAAAAGUCAUUCCCUUAUUAGAGAGGAGCACAGAGUUAGAUUGGUGUGCUGCUGUUGUUGCAUACAACACUGUGAUGAGCAGACUAUGUGACACAGGCAGAUGGUUGGCUAUUCUGGAGCUCUUGGCAUACAUGAUCAAGAAAGGCAUCAUCCCGAACACGCGUACAUUCAACAUUUUGAUUAAUAGUUUUUGCACCAGGGGAAAGCUUUCUGUAGUAAAAAAAUUGGUUUUUAAUCAUGGGUUUCCUGCAAAUGUUGUGACAUACAAUACGCUUAUCCAUUGGUCUUACUAUCAUGGGAAGGCUAGUGAUGCGGACAGCAUGUUUGAGUACAUGAGAGAAGUAGCCAACAUUGCUCCGGAUGAAGUCACCUAUACCAUAAUGGUUGAUGGAUUAUGCCGACAAGGAGAAUUUGAUAAGGCUACUGAUUGUUUUAAAGAAUCUCUCAAGAGUAGACUGUCAAAGGAUCUUCUUACUGCCCUUAUAAACAGGCUUGGUCGCAAGGAAAGAAUCUUGAACAUCCUUGAUAUAUUCGAGGAAAUUGAAAGAAGAGGUUUUGUUCAUAAUCACAUGAUAUUUGAGGGUACAAUUAGAUCAUUUUGUAGGUUUGGUUUUCGUCAGUACACAAAGAUGUUUAAUCUGGAAUUUCUUCUUGAGGGAAUUUUGGGACCUGGCAAGGAAGUAUAUCCUGCCCAUAAGGGUCGAGGAAAGAGAUAAAUGAGCACAGGCAAGAUGGCGACUGGGACCCCGGUACCCAUGCAAUGGCGGAAGCUGGUGUCGGCGGCGGAGGCAGCCUGCGUUGAGGACAAGGAAUCCGGCGCUGGCGGAGGUAAAGGCACCGUGCACGGUGCACCUGGUGAGCAGUGGUCAGUCAGUGGACGGGAGGGAGGAGCCACUUGGCAGUGGUGCAGACUACCUGAGCAGACGCAUCACGCAUAUACUGAGAUUAGGGAAUGGGCUGGAUUUGUCUGGGCUUUAUUCUAAGUGGACCAAAUCCAAGAUGGGCUUUGAUCCAGCUCUUUCCGAUGAGUUGUGAAAUGUAACAUCGUCGCCAAAAAACAGCCAGGGUGUGAAAUACAGGACAGAUUGCCAGUUAGAUGAGGUGAAGUUUCUCUAGUUUUUUUAGUCGCUUCAAGAGCAAGAAUACAAUACAAUUUACUACUAACAGAUAACGUUGUGCCCAUGACGGUUUUUUUGUCAAAUAACUGUAGUGUGUAUAAUUGACUGUAAAUCAUACUUUGCUUUUUUUUUCUUUGAUUAUGAUGUAUUAUACUUCA